AUGCAGCUAGAGGACAGAAAAGAAAACCGGCCGAGCGCAAACGCAGAAGAAAAGACAAAAAAGAAAGACUUUGGGCUUCCUGCGGGCAUUGUGCAGCAGUUUGAGGCACGCGGCAUUGGGCGCGCGGAGCUUGCGAAGAUGGAGAUAGAUGAGAUUCUUGCGCAGAUGAAGCCGCUGGAGGGCAAGGCGCUGAACAAGGCCAUACAGACGAUUCUAAAGACCACGCACAAGAUCGAGCAGCUAAGAAGCCGGCUGCAGAUGGUCACCGGAUGGGCAGAUGAGAGCGGCGCGGAAAGCGACGUCGAGGCGGUGAUGAACAGCAUACUGUACGCGCACGGGCACACGGUUUACACGGGAAAGGAGGGUGCGCUUCUAGAGUUUGCGUAUACGCUGGCGACAGAGGCCGAGCACGCAAACGUGAAGAGCGCAGGGCGGCUGGUGCUUGAGCACCUCCCGCUCGCAGAGGAGGAGCUUGCGCGCGCAGUUCUAGAGAAGCUGGCAGGAUUUUUCCCCGACACGGAGAACCUGCUCCCUGGGCAGGAGGACCGGAUGGAGCAGCACAUCUCGCUCUUUGCAGGGACCCGGCAGAGCAAGGAAAAGCUGCGGAUAUACGUCUCUGUGCGGGCAGAGGCGAUCCUGGUUCUGGCAAAACGAUGCAAGCGCCUGGAGGGAGCGUGGAAAAUGGUCCUGGGGCUAUACAAGAAGAUUGACGCGGAAAGCGCGCCCAUGGAGAAAGUCCGCGCGCUCGGGCUGGCGGUGCUGAGAACUCUGAAGGGCGAGAGCGAGCUGGGCGACGCGUGCUCGCAGUACGUGCAGAGCAUGCGGAUGGGAAUGCACGACUUUGUGUACGGGCAGAUCCUCCUGGGCGCGCUGCAGGCGCUGGAGCAGAGCGAGCGCACCGUGCACGAAAUAGAGAAGCUGGCAAUAUAUGCGCUGACGGAGAGCAGGGCGACGGUGCACUCGCUUGAGGGCCUGGGCAUAGCCCGGCUUCCUCGGGAGAGGGUGCUGUCUAUUCUCGGGAAGAUUCGCGCCGAAAAAAUCAACGUGACGUCCAGCACGCCCGUGAUCAAGCAGAUACUGCGUGCCAUGAAGCACUCGCGCAAAGACUUGGCUGUGGUGGCAGAGCACAUUGAACGGGUGCUGGCUGUGCGCAAGCACAAAGGGCUGGGCGAUGUGCUGAAGCAUGUCCGGGAGAGCCUUGGCAAGGAAAGGCCCGAGCAGGGCGUAGAGGAGCAGGCAAGCCUGGAAAAGACCCUGUAA
Nematocida major is the source of this 1260-nucleotide messenger RNA. RefSeq lists its product as uncharacterized. Bases 1 to 1260 code for a protein of 419 amino acids. The record is from RefSeq and is a predicted model, not a curated record. The transcript has a single exon. Lineage: Eukaryota; Fungi; Microsporidia.